CUCCGUCCCCCUCCCUCCCUGGCCGAUGCGGCUGCAGCCUCCGCCCCGCGCUCGCUCCCCGCGUCGCCGCUGCCGCACCUGCCACCAUGUCGCCGCCACCGGGUCAUGUCUGACUCGCUCUGGACCACGCUUUCCAAUUUCUCGAUGCCCUCCUUCCCCGGUGGCAGCAUGUUCCGUCGCACCAAGAGCUGCCGCACCAGUAACCGGAAAAGCCUCAUCCUGACCAGUACUUCACCCACGCUGCCCAGACCCCACUCACCACUGCCGGGCCACUUGGGUAGCAGUCCUCUGGACAGCCCUCGAAACUUCUCCCCCAAUACCCCUGCCCACUUCUCCUUUGCCUCUUCCCGAAGGGCUGACGGACGCCGCUGGUCUUUGGCCUCACUCCCCUCAUCUGGCUAUGGCACCAACACACCCAGCUCCACCGUCUCGUCCUCCUGCUCCUCCCAGGAGCGCCUGCACCAGCUGCCCUACCAGCCCACGGUGGACGAGCUGCACUUCCUGUCCAAGCACUUUGGCAGCACCGAGAGCAUCACCGACGAGGAUGGCGGGCGCCGCUCCCCAGCAGUGCGCCCGCGCUCCAGGAGCCUCAGCCCCGGCCGCUCCCCCUCCUCCUAUGACAAUGAGAUCGUGAUGAUGAACCACGUGUACAAGGAGCGGUUCCCUAAGGCCACCGCCCAGAUGGAGGAGAAGCUGCGUGAUUUUGCCCGCGCCUACGAGCCUGACAGCGUGCUGCCGCUGGCCGACGGCGUCCUCAGCUUCAUUCACCACCAGAUCAUCGAGCUGGCCCGGGACUGCCUGACCAAGUCUCGAGAUGGGCUCAUCACCACAGUGUACUUCUAUGAGCUGCAGGAGAACUUGGAGAAACUGCUGCAGGACGCCUACGAGCGGUCAGAGAGUUUGGAGGUGGCCUUCGUCACACAGCUGGUGAAAAAACUGCUCAUCAUCAUCUCAAGACCUGCGAGGCUGCUUGAGUGCCUGGAAUUCAACCCAGAGGAGUUCUACCACCUACUGGAGGCAGCCGAGGGCCAUGCCAAGGAGGGCCACCUGGUCAAGACAGACAUCCCGCGUUACAUCAUCCGCCAGCUGGGCCUCACCCGCGACCCCUUUCCAGGUGCACCUAGGGCUCCUGGGGAUGUGGGGGAGCGGCCAGGCUCCUGGGAUCAUUGUCCCUUCCCCCUAGAUGUGGCCCACCUGGAGGAGCAGGACAGUGGGGGCUCAAACACACCGGAGCAGGAUGACCUCUCUGAGGGUCGUGGCAGUACCUCCAAGGCCAAGAAGCCCCCUGGGGAGAACGACUUUGACACCAUCAAGCUCAUCAGCAAUGGGGCCUAUGGGGCUGUCUACCUAGUGCGGCACCGUGACACGCGGCAGCGCUUUGCCAUGAAGAAAAUCAACAAGCAGAACCUGAUACUCCGGAACCAAAUCCAGCAGGCCUUUGUGGAGCGUGACAUCCUCACCUUCGCUGAGAACCCCUUCGUAGUUGGCAUGUUCUGCUCCUUUGAGACGCGGCGCCACCUUUGCAUGGUCAUGGAGUAUGUAGAAGGCGGUGACUGUGCCACCCUCCUGAAGAAUAUUGGGGCGCUGCCUGUGGAGAUGGCCCGCAUGUACUUCGCUGAGACGGUGCUGGCGCUGGAGUACCUGCACAACUACGGCAUUGUGCACCGCGACCUCAAGCCGGACAAUCUGCUCAUCACCUCCAUGGGCCACAUCAAACUCACUGACUUUGGCCUAUCCAAAAUGGGGCUCAUGAGCCUGACCACCAACCUGUACGAAGGCCACAUUGAGAAGGAUGCCCGGGAGUUCCUGGACAAACAGGUGUGCGGGACCCCUGAGUACAUCGCACCCGAGGUCAUCCUGCGCCAGGGCUAUGGGAAGCCGGUAGACUGGUGGGCCAUGGGGAUCAUCCUCUACGAGUUCCUGGUGGGCUGCGUGCCCUUCUUCGGGGACACACCGGAAGAGCUCUUUGGACAGGUCAUCAGUGAUGACAUCCUGUGGCCUGAGGGGGAUGAGGCACUGCCUGCAGACGCCCAGCUCCUGAUAUCCAGCCUCCUGCAGACCAACCCACUGGUCCGGCUAGGAGCAGGCGGCGCUUUUGAGGUCAAGCAGCACAGCUUCUUCCGAGACCUGGACUGGACAGGACUGCUGAGGCAGAAGGCUGAGUUCAUCCCCCAGCUGGAGUCAGAAGAUGACACGAGCUACUUCGACACCCGCUCUGACAGGUAUCACCACGUGAACUCCUAUGACGAAGAUGACACGACAGAAGAGGAGCCCGUGGAGAUCCGCCAGUUCUCCUCUUGCUCCCCGCGUUUUAGCAAGGUGUACAGCAGCAUGGAGCAGCUGUCACAGCACGAGCCCAGGACCCCAGUAGCGGCAGCAGGGGGCACCAAGCGGGAACCGAGCAGCAAGGGUCCAGAGGAGAAGGUGGCCGGCAAGCGGGAGGGGCUGGGCGGCCUGACCCUGCGCGAGAAGACCUGGAGAGGGGGCUCCCCCGAGAUCAAGCGCUUCUCAGCCUCUGAGGCCAGCUUCCUGGAGGGCGAGGCCAGCCCCCCGCUGGGCGCGCAUCGCAGGUUCUCAGCUCUGCUGGAGCCUAGCCGCUUCAACGCCCCGCAGGAGGACGAAGAUGAGGCCCGUCUGCGCAGGCCGCCCCGGCCUGGCUCCGAUCUCCCAGGCUCACUGGAGGCGCGGGCGCCCAAAGAGGGGGCUCCAGGGGAAGCCGCCUGCAGUGCCGGGGAUUCCGAAGCCACUGACCGCCCACGCCCAGGUGACCUCUGCCCGCCCUCAAAGGAAGGGGACUCAUCAGGCCCUAGGGCCACCAAUGACCUGGUUCUGCGCAGGGCACGGCACCAGCAGCUGUCAGGGGACCCGGCAGUAGAAAAGCGGCCUUCUCGAACUGGGGGCAAAGUCAUCAAGUCAGCCUCAGCCACUGCCCUGUCUGUCAUGAUUCCUGCAGUGGACCCACAUGGAAGUUCACCCCUUGCUAGUCCCAUGUCCCCACGAUCUCUCUCCUCCAAUCCCUCCUCCCGGGACUCCUCACCCAGCCGGGACUACUCUCCAGCUGUCAGUGGACUCCGCUCCCCCAUCACCAUCCAACGAUCAGGCAAGAAGUAUGGCUUCACACUUCGAGCCAUCCGCGUCUACAUGGGUGACUCUGAUGUCUACAGUGUCCACCACAUUGUUUGGCAUGUGGAGGAAGGGGGCCCUGCCCAAGAAGCAGGGCUCUGUGCCGGGGACCUCAUCACUCACGUGAAUGGGGAGCCUGUGCACGGCAUGGUGCAUCCUGAGGUUGUGGAGCUGAUCCUUAAGAGUGGCAACAAGGUGGCUGUGACCACCACACCUUUUGAAAAUACUUCCAUCCGUAUUGGCCCUGCAAGGCGCAGCAGCUACAAAGCCAAAAUGGCAAGGAGGAACAAGAGGCCCUCUGCCAAGGAAGGCCAGGAGAGCAAGAAGCGUAGCUCCCUCUUCAGGAAGAUCACGAAGCAGUCGAACCUGCUGCACACAAGCCGCUCGCUGUCGUCACUGAACCGCUCCUUGUCGUCCAGCGACAGCCUCCCAGGCUCCCCCACGCACGGUCUGCCCGCGCGCUCACCCACGCACAGUUACCGCUCCACGCCGGACUCCGCCUACCUAGGUGCCUCAUCUCAGAGCAGCUCGCCUGCCUCGAGCACGCCCAACUCGCCAGCGUCGUCUGCGUCGCACCACAUCCGGCCCAGCACGCUGCAUGGGCUAUCGCCCAAACUGCACCGCCAGUACCGCUCUGCACGCUGCAAGUCGGCUGGCAACAUCCCGCUGUCGCCUCUGGCACACACGCCGUCCCCUACGCAGGCGUCACCGCCUCCGCUGCCAGGCCACACCGUGGGCAGCUCGCACACCACGCAGAGCUUCCCAGCCAAGCUACACUCGUCGCCGCCGGUCGUGCGCCCCCGCCCCAAAAGCGCAGAGCCUCCGCGCUCUCCGCUGCUCAAGCGCGUGCAGUCAGCAGAGAAGCUGGGCGCCUCUCUGAGCGCCGACAAGAAGGGAGCGCUACGCAAACACAGCCUGGAGGUGGGCCACCCCGACUUCCGAAAGGAUUUCCACGGAGAGCUGGCUCUGCACAGCCUCGCGGAGUCUGAUGGCGAGACCCCGCCCACCGAGGGACCCGGCGCUGCGCGGCAAGUCGCCGUGCGCCGCCUGGGCCGCCAGGAGUCGCCCCUGAGUCUGGGCGCGGACCCGCUGCCGCCUGAGGGUACCCCUAGGCUGGGGACCUCGAGCAGGGACAGGGAGUCCCCUGGUGGUGGGGCCGAGGCCUGCACCCCGCCCCGCGCGAUCACCCCGGGCGCCCGGACCCUGGAGCGGGACACGGGCGGCACGCGACAUCAGGGCGUGCAGACAGAGGACGGCACGAGCACGGGCGGGAUGGCCAGGGCUGUGGCUAAGGCGGCACUGAGCCCGGUGCAGGAACAUGAGACUGGUCGGCGCAGCAGCUCGGGCGAAGCCAGCACACCUCCGGUGCCCAUCGUCGUGGAGCCCGCGCGGCCUGGGGUCAAAACCCAGGCGCUUCAACCUCCAGGCAUGGACCACCCCAAGGCACUGCAGGAACCUGCGGCCCAGGCAACUUUGCCACCUGAGGUCCCGCGGGGCCAGGAACGUUGGGUGCUGGAGGUGGUGGAGAACCGGACCAUGCUGAGCGGGCCCCGUUCCAAGCCUGCUUCCCCCAAGCUCUCCCCAGACCCCCAGACCCCGACCCCAGCCCCCACGAAGAAUGCCCCCAGCAGCAGCACAGGGUCUCCAGCCCCAACUGCUUCCCUCCUUGUCCCCAGCACCAAACCUGAUGCAGGCCUGAGCUCUAGGGUCCCUGCUGAAGCUGUGUCUCCAGCAGGCUUGACCAAAAAAGGGGUGUCCAGCUGUGCACCCCCAGGCCCAUAGCCAAGGAGGUCGUUGGUCCUUCUGUACAGCCACCUGUAUACAUUGUACACAUAUAAAUAAAGUGUGUCCGUACUGCGCGA
Heterocephalus glaber (naked mole-rat) is the source of this 4985-nucleotide messenger RNA. It is a transcript of the gene Mast1, whose product is annotated as microtubule associated serine/threonine kinase 1. The record is from RefSeq and is a predicted model, not a curated record. Gene Ontology annotation, biological process: peptidyl-serine phosphorylation; intracellular signal transduction; cytoskeleton organization. NCBI's taxonomy places the organism in Eukaryota, Metazoa, Chordata, Mammalia, Rodentia, Bathyergidae. Gene Ontology annotation, molecular function: protein serine/threonine kinase activity; ATP binding; magnesium ion binding.